Molecule: messenger RNA, 4280 nt
Organism: Triplophysa rosa
Lineage: Eukaryota; Metazoa; Chordata; Actinopteri; Cypriniformes; Nemacheilidae
Product: NLR family CARD domain-containing protein 3-like
Exons: 6
Coding region: 595-3402 (935 amino acids)
Molecular function (GO): protein binding
Source: RefSeq, a predicted model, not a curated record
ACAAUGAUCGCUCACUCAUGUGCGUAAGAAGUGCGUGCGCACGUUUGAUAAAUACGGAUUUUUUUGUACUUACACAGAUUCUAAAUUUCAUUCUUACGACAAAAUAUUGAACCUUUUCUACGCACUUUUGAUAAAUGAGGCCCCUGUUCCUAUGUAAGUCGUAAGGAGCAACGUCGAGUCCAACUGCUUUUAAUUUCAGCUCUGGCGUGUUGUUUACGUGGUGUUCACGUGGGAAAGUGACGUCAAUGCAUACCCUCUAUAGGCGGACGACCUACGUAUAGCUGCCUAUAGAAACAGAUGCUAAUACGGCAUCUAGUUGAUAUGUGGUUGUGCCACUCUUAAGGAAGUCAACCCGAAACUUUAGGAGGAACGGGAAGAAAGAUGAAAGAGCAGAAUGUACCAUUCAUACGUGGGUUUCGCACAUGCAGAAUUAUGUUCUGAUCCGGAUUCAGUCCAGUUGUGGAGUUUGUGAGCAGGUUCUGCCAAAUCCGGUCUGUAUCAGCUGUUUCUACAGACACUGAAGAAUCUUCCGAUGUUUUGAUUUAAGUAGCAGAUGAUACAGUGUAGAACAAACUUCUACAAUCACACAAAGUUAUGGAAGGAUCCAGUUCCUCUUGUUCUGCUCACAGCUGGAAAAAAUCAGACCUGCUGGAGGAGACUGAAGACGUGCAGCAGGAUUGUCAUGAUGAAUCAGUGGAUGAUGUUCUGCAGAGAGUGAAAGACAAACACAAAAGCAUCAUGAAGAACAAGUAUGAGAGUUUAUUUGAGGGAAUGAAAGCACAAGAGAAUCAAACGCUCCUGAAGAGAAUUUACACACAGCUGUACAUCAGAGAGGGAGAGAGUGAAGGAGUGAAUGAAGAACAUGAGGUUUUACACAUGGAGAAACAGCCCAGAAGAACACAAGACUUACAAGACACUCCAAUCUACUGCAAUGACAUCUUCACACCUCAAUCUCAUCAAAGACACAAAAUCAAGAGCGUUCUUACUAAAGGCAUCGCUGGAAUUGGAAAAACAGUCUCUGUGCACAAGUUCAUUCUGGAUUGGGCCGAGGGAACAGCCAAUCAGGACGUAGAUUUCAUGUUCCUGCUUCCGUUUCGAGAGCUGAACUUGAUUGGAGAGCAUCGCUACAGUCUUCACAAACUUCUGCUGGACUUUCAUCCUGAACUUCAAGAUGUGGACUCUCAGAUUUAUGAGGAGUGUAAAGUUGUGUUCAUCUUUGAUGGUCUGGAUGAAAGCAGAAUGACACGGAUGUUUUCAGACCACAGUGAGAAAGUUUCUGAUGUGACGGACGCUUCAUCAGUGGCCGUGUUGAUGUCAAACCUCAUGAAAGGAGAUCUGCUUCCCUCCGCUCUCAUCUGGAUCACCUCCAGACCAGCAGCAGCCAAUCAGAUCCCCUCCAAAUACAUCACGCGUGUGACAGAAAUCCAGGGAUUCGACGACGCUCAGAAGGAGGAAUAUUUCAGGAAGAGAAUCAGCGACGAGCAUCAAGCCAGCAGAAUCAUAUCCCACAUUAGAAGAGCGAGAAGCCUCCACAUCAUGUGUCACAUACCGGUCUUCUGUUGGAUCUCCUCCACUGUGCUUCAGAAGAUCCUGACACAAGAUCACAGUGAAGAAAUCCCCAAAACUCUGAGUGAAAUGUACAUCCACUUCCUGCUGAUCCAGAUGAAGAUGAAGAAUGAGAAGUAUGAUCCAGAGAGAGAUCCAGAGAUCAACAGAGAAGUGAUUGUGAAACUGGCUGAAGUGGCUUUCAAACAGCUGAUGAAGGGCAAUGUGAUGUUCUAUGAGGAGGAUCUGAGAGAGUGUGGGAUAGACAUCACUGACGCCUCGCUGUAUUCUGGCAUCUGUACUGAGAUCUUUAAAGAGGAACCUGUCAGUCAUCAGAGGAAGAUCUACAGCUUCAUACAUCUCAGUCUUCAGGAGUUCCUCGCUGCGUUCUACGUGUUUUACUACUACAAUAAACAAGAGACGUCACAGUUUUUGGAUGUAAUUUACACUUUACUCAAAGGUGCAGUAGAUAAAGCUCUUGAGAGUGAAACUGGUCAUCUGGAUCUUUUCUUGAGGUUUCUGCUGGGCAUCUCACUGGAGUCCAAUCAGAGACUCUUACAGGAUCUACUGACACACACGGUGGACACCUCACAAACCAUCAAGAAAACCACACAGUACAUCAAAGAUCAAAUCAAGUGUAAUGAUGGUCUGUCAGCUGAAAGAUCCAUCAAUCUGUUCUUGUGUCUGUUUGAAGUGAAAGAUCAGACUCUGUACAGAGAGAUCGAGGAGUUUGUGAGAUCAGACAAACACUCAGAGAAGAAACUCUCGGCCGCUCACUGUUCAGCAAUAGCCUACAUGCUUCAGAUGUCAGAGGAGGUGAUGGAUGAGUUUGAUCUGAAGAAAUACAACACAACACAGGAGGGCAGAAGAAGACUCAUACCGGCUGUCAACAACUGCACAAGAGCUCUACUUGCUGACUGUAAUCUCAAUGAUCAAUCCUGUGACAUCAUCUCUUCAGCUCUUCAGUCCUUAGAUUCUCCUCUGAGAGAUCUUGAUGUGAGUAACAAUGAUCUUCAGGAUUCAGGAGUGAAGCUGAUCUCUGAUGCUCUCAACAACACAAACUGUCAUCUACAGACACUGAGGUUAUCAGGUUGUAUGGUGACAGAUGAAGGAUGUUGUUAUUUGGCUUCAGCUCUGAGUUCAAACCCGUCACACCUGAGAGAACUCGACCUGAGCUACAAUCACCCACAACACUCAGCACUUCAGCUGCUCGCUUAUCAAAGUGAUCCAAACUACACACUCAACAAACUCAAUUUGGAUCAUGGAGGACACUUCAGGAUCACACCAGGACUGAGAAAAUAUGUCUGUGAUAUCACACUGGAUCCCAACACGGCCAACGUUCGACUCGUUCUGUCUGAGGAGAACAGGAAGAUCAUGUAUGUUAAAGACCCACAGUCGUAUCCUGAUCACACGGAGAGAUUUGAGCACUUUGAGCAGAUUCUGUGUCGAGAGAGUCUGACCGGACGCUGUUACUGGGAGGUGGACUGGACGGGAUAUGCUGAUGUGUCUGUGACAUAUAAAGGAAUCGGCAGGAAAGGAGGAGGAGAUGACUGUCGAUUUGGAUGGAACGAAAACUCCUGGAGUCUCUUCUGCACAGCUGAUAUAUUCAGUGUGUGGCACAAUAAUAAAAACAUUUACAUAACUGCUCCUUCACCUCCAUCUUAUAGAGUAGGGGUGUAUCUGGACCGGCUGGCCGGCGCUCUGUCCUUCUACAGCGUCUCUGACACACACACACUCACACACUUACACACAUUCAACACAACAUUCACUCAACCUCUGUAUGCUGGAUUUAGAUUAUUUCCUAAAUCAUCUGUAUUUCUGUGUCAAAUUGAACAACCUACUGUGAUGAACAUCUGAGGCUUCACAUGAACAAAAUCCAAAUUUAUUGACUUUGCAGCAAGGUCAGAGGUGAUUUGGAAAUGAAAGUAAAUAUCAAUCAAGUAAUGUCAAUAAAUUCAAAUUUUGUAUUAUUAUUCAGUGUCUGUAAUUUGUCUAAGAAAUAUUGAAAUGCAUAUUACAAUUGUUCCAUUGACAAAGUAUAUUCUUUCAUUUCCAAACAGACACCACUCUUUAAACUUAACUUAUAAAUCUCUCCACAUUUCAUUUCAACCACCUUAAAUUAUUUUACAAUAGUGCAAUUUGACCAGCUUAAACCAGCAUCAAAACAAACCAAACCAGCAUAUUCUGUUUUUUUUCAACAGGGCUAUGACUCACACUCAUAAGCUAUUUAUAAUAAACAGUAAUAUUCCAUGAAGAAAUAGGAAUUGUCAUUUUUUAUUUCAUUGGGACUUUAAAGGGAUUUUCCACCCAAAAAUAAGAAGGUAGACUGUUUUUAUGUAAACUGUAGCAGAUGAACCAGUUAAUUUUCGUAAUGAUCAGAAUAAAUGAAGUGAAGAAUCUAGUGUUGAGUGUGUUGUGUCUCCAGUCCAGCAGGAGUCGCUCUGCAGCUCUUCAGUCCGCCGAUAAACCCACUAAAGAAAGAAAGAAAGUCAAACAUCAAGCGCUGCGUGUUCACAUCACUCUGAUUUUCUCUCUUUAGUGGUUUAAACAGAGUGUUGUGUGUGUGUGUUUGUGUUGAGAUGUUGAGGAUGACGUCACAGAUGUGCUGUAAAUCAGUGGGAACUGAUCUGUCCAUGCUGGAUAUUGAUGAUUUCAUCACAGAAAUCUGUCAGCUGAAGAAAGAGGUGGCGUUACUGGAGGAAAAGCUGAGGACAAGAGGAGAUGAACUCAACACU